Molecule: messenger RNA, 804 nt
Organism: Suillus fuscotomentosus
Lineage: Eukaryota; Fungi; Basidiomycota; Agaricomycetes; Boletales; Suillaceae
Exons: 4
Coding region: 1-804 (267 amino acids)
Source: RefSeq, a predicted model, not a curated record
AUGAUCCUUGAUAAGUCUUUCCGUUCAUCUCCACCAAUGACGAGCACUUCCGACAACUCAUCCUGGAAUGGCUCAGCCUCUACUGGCCAUUGCGCAACCAGAGGCCAGAGAGCCGGAACUAACAAUAAUGACCCACUACCGCAAUUCACACUUUGGGAUGCUGCCAAUGUGUUCGAGUUCGCGACAUCCAGAUUCGCUGCCAUUCGCCGUGCUCUUGGCAAGAGCUACAUGAAGCACACACCGAAAGUCAAUCAGAUGCUCGGAAGGCACAUCAUUUGGGAAGCACAGAUAUUUGUCUUGCCCUUUGUUAACAUCUGCAUGGGCGCAAAUAUGCAACCCACCCUGCCAUUCCUUCUGGUGCAGAUUGUGGGUCUCAUGGGCAGGCAGCAGGUUGGGUUAUAUCACGAUGAGGAUAUCGCCGAUGCAUUCCUAGCUUGCCCUGCCGAGAAGUAUCCAUGUUUGUGGGAAGGUCAUCAGCUGACUCCAGGCGUACAGUUGAACCUCACAGAAGUAAUGGCAUUCGUCAAUGAACAUUUUGAGCAACAACCGGAAGGUGCAUUGCUGGCGGCUUUACCUACCACCAUGAACCCUCAAGGAGGUCCGCUCAGCAGGCAGCUUCUUGUAGUUAGGGCAGCUGCAGCACGUGCCACAGAUGAAGUUCGCCAAUUGAUUGAGGACAAGCAGAUCGAGGCCGAACUCGGUGCCAAGUCUCUCGGCUGCCAAGAGGACCUCAAUAUCGGCCAUGCUAUGGAAGCUUCUCGCUGUUUGGUUUAUUGUGCAAGGCAGUUGGUUACCACUCCGUAG